AUGCGCGGCCCCCGCGCCCGCCGCCGCGCAGCCCCAGGCGCCGCGCAGCCCCCGGCCAAGCGCUCCGCUCCGCGCCGCGCAGCCGCCGGGCCGGGCGGGCCCCGCGGGAGGGCGCCGGCUGCGAGCGGCCGCUGGGUCCCGCUUCCCUCCUUCCUCUCCCUCCUCCUCCUCCUCCUCCUGUCUGCGCUUUCCACCGCUCCCGAGCGAGCGCAGCCUCGGAUGUCCGGUUUCCUGGUGGCUUUUUUACCUGGCAAAGUCCGGAUAACUUCGGUGAGAAUUUGCAAAGAGGCUGGGAAAGCUGGGAGCUCCCGCAGGCGUCUGGGAGCUGCUGCUGCUGCCGCCGCAUCUUCUCCAUCCCGCGGAUUUUACUGCCUUGGAUAUUGCGAGGGGAGGGAGGGGGGUGAGGACAGCGAAAGAAGAGGGGGGGAGAAAAGGAAAAGAAGGAGCCUCGGAAUUGUGCCCGCAUUCCUGCGGCUGCCCCGCGGCCCCGCUCCGCCCUGCCAUCUCCGCACAAUGCACUUGCUGGAGAUGCUCUCCCUGGGCUGCUGCCUCGCUGCUGGCGCUGUGCUCCUGGGACCCCGGCAGCCACCCGUCGCUGCCGGCUACGAGUCCGGGCACGGCUUCUACGAGGAGGAGCCCGGUGUCGGGGAGCCCAAGGCUCAUGCAAGCAAAGACCUGGAAGAGCAGUUGCGAUCUGUGUCCAGUGUGGAUGAACUCAUGACAGUACUUUACCCAGAAUACUGGAAAAUGUUCAAAUGUCAGUUGAGGAAAGGAGGUUGGCAACACAACAGGGAACACUCCAGCUCUGACACAAGAUCAGAUGAUUCAUUGAAAUUUGCUGCAGCACAUUAUAAUGCAGAGAUCCUGAAAAGUAUUGAUACUGAAUGGAGAAAAACUCAGUGCAUGCCACGUGAAGUGUGUGUGGAUGUGGGGAAAGAGUUUGGAGCAACUACAAACACCUUCUUUAAACCCCCGUGUGUAUCCAUCUACAGAUGUGGAGGUUGCUGCAAUAGUGAAGGACUCCAGUGUAUGAAUAUCAGCACAAAUUACAUCAGCAAGACAUUGUUUGAGAUUACAGUGCCUCUCUCUCAUGGCCCCAAACCUGUAACUGUCAGUUUUGCCAAUCACACGUCCUGCCGAUGCAUGUCUAAGUUGGAUGUCUAUAGACAAGUUCAUUCUAUCAUAAGACGUUCCUUGCCAGCAACGCAAACCCAGUGCCACGUGGCAAACAGGACAUGUCCGAAAAAUCAUGUCUGGAAUAAUCAAAUUUGCAGAUGCUUGGCACAGCAAGAUUUUGGUUUCUCUUCUCAUCUAGGAGAUUCUGACACAUCUGAAGGAUUCCAUAUUUGUGGGCCCAACAAAGAUCUGGAUGAAGAAACCUGUCAAUGCGUCUGCAAAGGAGGUGUGCGGCCCUCAAGCUGUGGCCCUCACAAAGAAUUAGACAGGGCAUCGUGUCAAUGCAUGUGCAAAAACAAACUGCUCCCCGCUUCCUGUGGGCCCAACAAAGAAUUUGAUGAAGAAAAGUGCCAGUGUGUAUGUAAAAAGACCUGUCCCAAACAUCAGCCGCUAAAUCCUGCAAAAUGUAUCUGCGAAUGUAUAGAAUCUCCCAAUAAAUGUUUCUUAAAAGGAAAAAGAUUUCAUCACCAGACAUGCAGUUGUUACAGACCGCCAUGUACAGUCCGAACGAAACGCUGUGAUGCUGGAUUUUAUUUUAGUGAAGAAGUGUGCCGCUGUGUACCCACAUAUUGGAAAAGACCACUUAUGAAUUAGUGAAGAAAGCUACUUGCUAUUUUGGUGUACAUUUUUUCCAUUAGAACGAAAGAACAACAGAAACUUUGCAAAUACUUGGAAUGUAAUGUUCACCAGAGACCCUGUGGGGCUUUCACAGACAAACACAUCAUGCUUUUCUCAAGAUGUGGAAAGCAAAUGUAGAAAAUAACUGGGGUUCAUGUUUUAUAAAGAACUCAGUAAGGACUUAUUUUCUGCCAAUGACCAAACAGCCUAGGUUCUACUUCUUGUGAUUUUUUUUAAAGAGAUAAUGACUAUAUAAUUUAUUUCCACUAAAACCAUUGUGCAGCAUUUGUUUAUAGCAGUAACAAUUGUUAAAGCUCACUGUGAUCAAUAUUUUUAUAUCAUGCAAAGUAUGUUUAAAAUAAAAUGGAAAUUGUAUUAUACAAUGAGAAUGUUUGAUCCAUCUGCCUAUGGCAGGGAACUACAACUCAGCUACAUUACCAGAGCCCUAAAAAAGGAGAAAAAGAGGUUAAGAGAAAGCACUUCUAUAAGAGGAAAAAAACUUCAGAUGUUUCCUUGGAGCUGUUGUAUAUAGCAUUUGAAAUACAAAGAGUUAAUAUUUCAUAAUCCAGUGAUACUUCUGUCUUUGGAGUAAAAUCAGCAAAGCAAGUACAGUUAGUAACUAAUGAAAACAUUGCAGAUCUUGCAUGUACCUUGUGCAACUAUAAGGUCCACAGCAACUAGUUGUGUUCCAAAAUGUACAUUCUUUAACUUCUUGUUGUCCUGGUUUUAUCAGUAUUCCAUAUCAUGACAUCAUGCAGCUAGCUGUUCGGUGCUGGAACGCUACGAUUCCUGGGUCUUGUGCUCCUAUCAGUCUCAACUACUCUCACGUAAGUUCUGGCCUUCUAAGAGGAAGAUACUCUGAGAAGAGACAGACUACGCUUCCCAGACUACAGUUUUCCAGUACUCACGUGAUUUCCAGUUCUGGGUGAUGGGGCAGAGCGCUCUUCCCUUCCAGAAGACCAGCUGUGAGUAUCUGCCUAUAAAGAUUUGGACUCUCUCUCUCUCUCUCUCUGUAAUAAUUUUGAACAUUGCUCUGUAGACAUGAGCCAGGCCCCAAAUAAUUUGUUCCUCCUUAGCUUUGCUGAGCCUGCAACCAUGUUGUCUUAAAGCUGCCUUAAACUUCAGGGUUCUGUAGGUGUUCAGGAGUGAAAAUUUAACACACCCUGGGUGUCCUAAGGUCUCUUCCAGGUCCAUCCACAUUCCCUGCCAUUCAGUGUUCUCUGGAUUUUGGGGAGGC
Phasianus colchicus (ring-necked pheasant) is the source of this 3031-nucleotide messenger RNA. RefSeq names its product vascular endothelial growth factor C (gene VEGFC). NCBI's taxonomy places the organism in Eukaryota, Metazoa, Chordata, Aves, Galliformes, Phasianidae. Gene Ontology annotation, biological process: positive regulation of protein phosphorylation; response to hypoxia; induction of positive chemotaxis. Gene Ontology annotation, cellular component: membrane. The record is from RefSeq and is a predicted model, not a curated record. Gene Ontology annotation, molecular function: vascular endothelial growth factor receptor 3 binding; chemoattractant activity; growth factor activity.